AUUGGCAACGUUGUAAACCACAGAUUGCAGUCUGGGCAGCCGUCAAAAGUGUUGUAAUAUUUCUGGUAUUUAUACAUAACUGAUCUGUGCGGAGAAAAUGUAGUGUUUUUAUAUUCGAAUUGUGGCUCAGAGUGGAUUUAUUUAUUUCAUGUACUUAAGAGAGUAAAAUUACAUAACCCUACUGUUAAAUAAACGUUAAGAUGUCGUACACAGGAGUGCUGCCCUUCGUCAGGGGCGUAGAUUUCACCAGGAACGAUUUCAGCGAGGAGAAAUUCCCAGAGGCUGUCAGCCUUAUGACUGGUGUGCAAUGGCUAAAAUUGGACCGCACCAAUCUAAAUGAGAUACCCAAGGAGAUGGGCAACCUGCUUAAACUGGAGCACCUGUCUCUGACUAGAAAUAAUCUGGAGAAGCUUCAUGGUGAACUGACUGAAUUGAACUGCCUUAGAACAUUGAACUUAAGACACAACAAAGUGAAGACCUCAGGAAUACCUGUUGAAUUAUUCAAUUUGGAUGAACUAACUACCUUAGAUUUAAGCCAUAAUAAUUUGAAAGAAGUGCCAGAGGGAUUGGAAAGGGCACGCACUUUAUUAGUCCUCAAUUUAAGUCACAACCAUAUUGAGAGUGUGCCAAAUGCUCUGUUCAUCCAUUUAACGGAUUUACUGUUUUUGGAUCUCAGCAACAACAACCUUUCAUCAUUGCCUCCACAAACAAGAAGAUUGGCUAAUUUGCAAACACUUGUGCUCAACAACAAUCCACUUGGGUUAUUUCAAUUCAGGCAAUUGCCUUCACUUGUUAAUUUGGAGGUGUUGCAUAUGAGGAAUACCCAGAGGAGUUUGCAGGCUUUCCCAGGAAAUCUGGAAAGCUUGGUGCUUCUCUCAGAUGUAGAUUUAGCACAAAAUAAGUUGCAAAAAGUUCCAGAUUCAUUAUAUUCACUAUCAAAUUUAAAGAGGUUGAAUUUGAGCGAUAAUGAAAUAACUGAAUUGUCUACAGCCAUGGAGCUUUGGCAGAAAUUAGACACUCUGAAUCUAUCGCAUAAUAAGCUGAGCAGUUUACCAGCGUCGUUGUGCAAGAUUUCGACUUUGAGGAGGUUGUACUUAAAUGAUAAUCAACUGGAUUUCGAGGGUAUUCCAUCGGGAAUUGGGAAAUUGGGUCGCCUCGAGAUCUUCUCUGCUGCCAACAACAGGCUUGAAAUGAUACCCGAAGGAUUGUGCAGAUGUGGAUCAUUGAGGAAAUUGAAUUUAAGCUCGAAUCGUCUGAUAACGUUGCCGGAUGCCAUACAUUUGCUGAAUGAUUUGGACGCUUUGGAUCUGCAUAAUAACCCAGAUCUUGUUAUGCCACCAAAGCCCAAGGAGAUGAGUCGCGGUGCUGGUUUAGAGUUUUAUAACAUUGAUUUUUCCUUGCAAAAUCAGCUGCGAUUGGCUGGUGCUAUGGUGCCACCACCACCUACCUCACAAAAUACAUGCAAAGAUCCGAUUGCUAGGAAGAUGAGGUUGAGGAGAGGUAGACGCGACCACGAGGAGGCAGAUCAGGAUCAGGCCAAGAUACUUAAAGGCAUGAAGGAUGUGGCAAAAGACAAGAAUAGUAACAAAGCAGAAGGAGACUUGAAGACUGAAUCUGUAAAGCCGAAGCGGUGGGAUGAGACGUUGGAAAAGCCUCCACUAGAUUAUUCGGAAUUCUUCGAGGAAGACGCAGGUCGUGUUCCUGGCAUUACCAUUUGGGAAAUGGAGAAUUUCUUGCCGAAUCAAAUGGAUGAAGUGGCGCAUGGAAAAUUCUACGAAGGCGAUUGUUACAUUAUCCUGAAAACCGUCGAAGACGAGGGUUGCUUGCAUUGGGAGAUUUACUUUUGGAUUGGUGGAAAAGCUUCUCUUGAUAAAAAAGCUUCAGCCGCGAUUCACGCAGUCAAUUUGAGAAAUUACCUGGGGGCUGAGUGUCGUACGAUUAGAGAAGAACAGGGAGAAGAAUCUGAGGAGUUCCUUACGUUAUUUGAGGGUAGAAUUAACUAUAUUGAAGGAGGCAGGACGUGCAGCGGGUUUUAUACCGUAGAAGAUAUGACCUACGAAAUAAGACUAUAUAGAGUGCACGCUGCUGGUGCUUCGAUUCAUUUGGAACCGGUCUCAGUGUCUUCUGACUCUCUGGAUCCCCGAUACGUCUUCGUAUUGGACACCGGACUAAAAAUAUUUAUAUGGUACGGAAAGAAAGCCAAGAACACGCUGAAAUCGAAGGCUCGUUUGAUGGCUGAGAAAAUAAAUAAGAAUGAGAGGAAGAACAAAGCUGAAGUGAUGACAGAAACGUUGGGUAGCGAAAGCAAAGAUUUCUGGUAUACCAUUGGAGAUCCUGAUGGUAAUCCACCUAAAGAUCCUAUUCAGGAACACGUCGAUCCUGAUUUUGUACCCGUCGCUCCGAGGUUGUACCAAGUGCAAUUGGGGAUGGGAUAUCUGGAACUACCUCAGGUUGAGGUACCGCACGGUAAAUUAGUGCACACGUUGUUGAACAGCAAGAACGUUUACAUUUUGGAUUGUUACCUGGAUUUGUUUGUUUGGGUUGGAAAAAAAUCAACGCGAUUAGUAAAAGCUGCGGCCGUGAAAUUAUCCGAAGAGCUCUUCAAUAUGAUUGAUCGCCCGGAAUAUGCGUUGGUUACCAGGGUGCGCGAAGGCACCGAGUCUCAAGUGUUUAAAUACAAGUUCACUGGAUGGGACGAGGUGAUUGCCGUUGAUUUCACGAGGACGGCGGAAUCCGUGCAGAAGACUGGAGCGGAUUUGACGAAGUGGGCCAGACAGCAGGAGACUAAAGCCGAUCUGACUGUAUUGUUUACACCAAGACAACAACCGAUGCCUUUGACGGAAGCUCAUCAGGUGAUGGAGGACUGGAACGAAGAUUUGGAGGCGAUGGAAGCUUUCGUUUUAGAAGGAAAGAAAUUUGUUAGAUUGCCGGAGGAAGAGUUGGGACAUUUCUAUUCGAAGGAUUGUUACGUAUUCCUGUGUCGCUAUUGGAUACCUGCUGAUGAUAUCGAGGAAGGAGAACCCAUGGAGGAAGAUUUCCAAUGCGUGGUGUAUUUCUGGCAAGGUCGCGAAGCCGGAAACAUGGGCUGGCUGACGUUCACAUUUACACUCCAGAAGAAGUUUCAGACGUUGUUUAAAGAUAAAUUGGAGGUGGUUCGGACGCAUCAGCAGCAAGAAAACAUGAAGUUUAUGGCGCACUUCAAGAGGAAGUUCAUCAUCCAUCAAGGGAAGAGGAAGCAGAAGGAUGCUAACGCAGUGGAGUUCUAUCAUCUACGUUCGAACGGGAGCGCGCUUUACACACGUUUGAUUCAAAUCCGGCCCGACGCUUCAGCUUUGAACUCUGCAUUCUGUUAUAUAUUGAACGUUCCUUUCGAGCAAGGAGAUUCCGGUAUUAUUUACGUAUGGAUCGGAUCCAAGGCGGAUCCGGAUGAAGCGAGACUGGUACAAGAGAUAGCCGAAGACAUGUUCAACAGUCCUUGGGUCAGCAUGCAGGUGUUGGCUGAGGGUGAAGAACCGGAUAACUUCUUCUGGGUGGGAUUGAACGGAAAGAAACCUUACGAUCAGGACGCCAACUUCAUGGAAUACACGCGUCUCUUCCGAUGCUCCAACGAGAAGGGUUACUUUAUAGUCACCGAGAAGUGUUCAGAUUUCUGUCAGGACGAUUUGGCCGAUGAUGACAUCAUGAUUUUGGAUAACGGCGAGCAAGUGUUCCUCUGGUUGGGCGCCAAAUGCAGCGAGGUUGAAAUUAAGUUGGCGUACAAGUCUGCUCAGGUAUACAUCCAACACAUGCGGGCGAAACAACCGGAUAAACCGAGGAAGUUGUUCUUGACGCUGAAGAACAAGGAAUCUAAACGCUUUACCAAGUGCUUCCACGGCUGGGGUCUGCACAAGAUCCCACCCGAAUAAUUUUCCAUUUCUUUUUGAAAAUAAUAAGUAUUACUUAA
Messenger RNA from Nicrophorus vespilloides, 3943 nucleotides. It is a transcript of the gene fliI, whose product is annotated as protein flightless-1. The coding region runs from base 201 to 3905 and encodes 1234 amino acids. The transcript is spliced from 12 exons. Gene Ontology annotation, molecular function: phosphatidylinositol-4,5-bisphosphate binding; actin filament binding. Gene Ontology annotation, biological process: myofibril assembly; actin polymerization or depolymerization; barbed-end actin filament capping. The record is from RefSeq and is a predicted model, not a curated record. Lineage: Eukaryota; Metazoa; Arthropoda; Insecta; Coleoptera; Silphidae. Gene Ontology annotation, cellular component: nucleus; actin cytoskeleton; cytoplasm.